Molecule: messenger RNA, 988 nt
Organism: Gasterosteus aculeatus aculeatus (three-spined stickleback)
Lineage: Eukaryota; Metazoa; Chordata; Actinopteri; Perciformes; Gasterosteidae
Product: vesicle-associated membrane protein 8
Biological process (GO): vesicle-mediated transport
Cellular component (GO): membrane
Source: RefSeq, a predicted model, not a curated record
UUUAUGGUUUUAAAGUCGAAGGCGGCAGGUGAGUGUGUGGUAACACGGCCCAUGAGAUGCAGGAAGUGAAAGCGCUGAUCCAAGCCGAGUUCCUCCUGCAGGAGGAAACGGGCCUCAGAGCGAGGCGGUUAAUGAGUAACGCGCGAGGGGAGGUGCAGCCUUCAGCAGACGUUAGUUCAGCUCGGACCUCUCACAGCCCGCCGGAGACCCGAUCGCGCCGAGGACUUGGUUUUGUUCUGUAUGAGUCCUGUCGUCUGUGAUGGCUGACGCACACCCUCAGGCCCCGGGGCCCGGCUCCGCGGCCAAACUGGACCAGGUGCAGAGUCAGGUGAACGAGGUCAAAGUCAUCCUGAAAGACAACAUCAGCAAGGUGCUGGAGCGCGGGGAGCGGCUGGACGACCUGAUCGGGAAGACCGAUGACCUGCAGGCGUCUGCGGACUCGUUCCAAAAGACGUCCACGCGGGUGGCCCGGAAGUACUGGUGGAAAAACAUUAAAAUGAUGAUCAUCAUCGGCGUGGUUGUGCUGAUCAUUGUCAUCCUCAUCAUCCUCUUUGCCACUAACGUGAUCUAAGAGUCGUCUGGGUGCUCGGCCUCGUUCAUCAAGCAUUGAAAAGCCCCACUGGAGAGUCUGUGGUCAUUUCAGCUCAAACAAACACGUGUUUCAGAGCAAAAUAUUUAUUUAAAUCCAAAGGGUGUGUGAUUUUGUAACAACUGCAAGCUUAUUGAUUAGGCUGCGAUAAAAGGUGAAGAUGAGGAUGGAAAUUGUUAGAAACUUGGCUGAAAUACUUCCUUGAACACUCCACUAACAUGUGAUCUAAUAUUCACAUAUCACAAAAGGAUCACAAAAUCCAAACGUUUAUUUUUAUUACAUUGCAUUUCUUGAUGUCCAAUUACCUGCAUCUGUAUAUAUGUAUAUAUUUACAUAUAUACUGUGUUUGUGACUGUAAUUAUGUGUAUUAUAUGACUGACAAUAAAGAGUAAAAUGUAA